Phytophthora sojae is the source of this 657-nucleotide messenger RNA. RefSeq lists its product as hypothetical. The transcript has a single exon. Lineage: Eukaryota; Oomycota; Peronosporomycetes; Peronosporales; Peronosporaceae. The coding region runs from base 1 to 657 and encodes 218 amino acids. The record is from RefSeq and is a predicted model, not a curated record.
AUGGAUAGUGUGAAGGCACUGGCGAUGCACAAUCCUGACCCAGCGGGUGAGCUCGUAUCACCGAAGUGUGGAGCAAAGCUACACCUUGGAAAGGUGAAGCAGGUGGGGAGAGAACUUCCGUUCGACCGAGUGUGGGCGAAGACAGACCCCAACCCGGCACCGAUGGGGUGGUACGAACGCAACCCGAAGUUCAUGCCUGAGACCCAGGACUACCUGUCGAAGCUCUUGGAAGACAAGAGUUUUACAGUCGGAUCUACGCACACUGUGAGCUCCACGGGUAACGCUCGUGAACACUUCGUGCAAUAUCAAUACGAGCAGCGCACGAUUGUGAUCGAGGUGGUCAAUCGCGAGAUCUUUGAUACUGGCGAUGACGAUGACGAACCGGACGCAGGCAGUGCAGUCCCUCACAAGGCUGGGAGCGGAGCGUGGUGUGAAGCCACGCUCAAGGUGACUAUUCGUCCGGACGACGGGACGGCGUACAGCUACCUCGCAAAGCUGUAUCGCAACAUCCUGACGAACGCACCACUCCCUGAGGGCUUCAGCUUGGUCGAACCGGCGCUGUCGAACUACGCUGAGCUGGUCGUGUACAAGGAAGCCCAGGCGCGUAUUCGCUACGUCGUCGAAGUCGAGACUGUGAAGGGUGGAAGUUCGAUGUAG